This is a messenger RNA of Punica granatum (pomegranate), 1174 nucleotides long. Lineage: Eukaryota; Viridiplantae; Streptophyta; Magnoliopsida; Myrtales; Lythraceae. The record is from RefSeq and is a predicted model, not a curated record.
CUAUCAUGCCAUCCCAUCAUAUAAAUCCAGACGCUGCCAGUCGUCUCCGUCUUUAUCUCUUCUCAGGCUCUCACCUCUGCUGCUUGAACUCACCAGUGUGGUGUUUUGCUGUUUAUUGCUCUGUUCUCUCUCUCUGAAUGAGGCCUCCUGGUCCCGGUCCCGGUCCCGGCCCCGGCCCCGGCCCCGGCCCCGGCCCGUUUCCUGGUUUCUUUGGCGGGAUCUUUGACGGCCUUUGUGCCAGCGUGUCAUCCUGCUUGUAUGUCCUGUGCUGUUGCUGGCUGAUAAAUGACUGCUUUGGGGGGCCAGGCGGGCCGCCUCCUCCAGGUCCGGGCCCACCACCUCCUCCUGGUCCAGGCCCACCACCUCCUCCUCCAUUCUGGUUUCCACCUGCCCCGGGGCCUCCUCCGCCUCCUCCACCCGGCCCCCCAGGCCCAGUUUUCGGCCCUCCCCCACCUCCUGGCCCCGGUUUCGGCCCUCCCGGACCAUUUGGUCCUCCUGGGCCUGGUGGGCCUCCAGGUGGUCCCCCUGGGCCUGGGGGCCCAGGCCCACGGCCUUGGUAAAACCCGUUAUCUCGCGGAGUUUGGGCAAAUUUCGUUUUGAACAUCUCUUCUAGUGGAUAUAAUACGAUUGGGAUUGUUCUGACUACUCUGCUGAGCAGAUAAGUACCCCACGAAAUAAGUCUUCAGCACGCAUUCGAGGGCCAUAAGCAAAGGCUAUUGAGAAACGAUUGAUCCCCUUAGCUUCAAUCAUAGUAGAGGGACACCAACGUAUUGCACGGAUCAUGUAACAACUGAUUUUAAUUUGCUUGGCGUUUCGAUCAAUAGAUUCCCACAUCCAUAGUGAAGUGAGAUUUGUUCUAGGGCAUAUGUUAGUUUAAACUCACUCGUAACGUUCCUAGCCCACUCAAGGCUCGCAUGUUUACAUAUAAUAGACGCCGUGAAAAAUAUCAACUGCUAAAUAAGGCUGGGCUCACAUUAAGUUGAUAAUUAGUCGCCUUCGACAUCUAUAAAAUAGAUAUGUGACAAAUUCUGGUUUGGCAAGUCGACCGAUGUCUAAGAAAUCAGCUACCAUGGCACCGAUAAAUUCGGUGGCGAGCAUUGAAGCCAACUAUGCACGAUUCUUCCGGUGUUGGUCAAGCCAACCAUGAAUCCACUGGAUAUGUUUCGUCCUGUAA